This is a messenger RNA of Sander lucioperca (pikeperch), 1424 nucleotides long. RefSeq lists its product as uncharacterized. NCBI's taxonomy places the organism in Eukaryota, Metazoa, Chordata, Actinopteri, Perciformes, Percidae. The transcript is spliced from 3 exons. The record is from RefSeq and is a predicted model, not a curated record. Bases 99 to 965 code for a protein of 288 amino acids.
UCUUGUGUCCUGUUUUGGCAGGAUCAUCAUAGUAAUACAGUAUUUGCUUUUGAAGGUUCCUUUCUGUCCUGGGCUUCAUCAUAAACAUUGACACGUUGAUGUCGAUGGUUCCUGUGUUGCUUGAAGGACAGCGAUAUGUCCUGACCUACAGGUUCAGCCAGGACCACUUGGAGCUUCUCUUCAACUCCAUCAGAGCAUCUGGUGGCUGGAAUAACAACCCUAAUGCCAGCCAGUUCAAGUACAUCUUUAGAAAGCUGAUGGCCCGGUGUGGGGUUGUUAAACCAUGCAGAGGCAAUGUGACGGCACAGGAUGACACAGAGUCCCUACCAGCUGUCAUCGACACCUCUACAAGCCUGUCAGCUGUAGAUAUGUCCUCUGCAGCAGGAGAAGAUCUUCCAUCCCCGUUUGCUGACAUUCCUGCCCUAGUACAUGACCACAGCUACCUUCCCGUCCGCUUCGAUGGUCUUGUGGACAACGCUCUCGUGUACAUUUCAGGAUUUGUUGUGCGACGGGCUCUGAAGAAGCUGUCCUGUGAUGUCUGCCGUGCCAGCCUGGUGACAGACGCUGCAUCUGCCAUCAAGGACCAAAGCUACCACCUGCUGACUUUAAAAAACAAUGGAGGUCUGGUGAUUCCAUCAGAAGGCACAGUGAGCGUCGUCAGGGCAGCAGAGUGGGUCAUUCGUCAGGCAUCAGCAAGUACCAGACGAUCACAGCCCAUCAAACUGCUAGAGGUCGUGUACAUUGUACGGAAGAGGAUAGGGUCAAAGGAUGUGUUUGUGCUCGGGGAGCACAUCGGCAAAACGCAGUAUGGCAUAGACAGCCACCACCAUACGCUGUUAACACUGGUUGUGUCCCUGUUUUUUAAGCAAAGGCUGCACCACAUCGCUAAAAUGAUUAACCUUAGCUUACAGAGCAACAACAUGCAACAGAAGCUCAAUAAAACCGUCCUUUUCAAAGGGCAUUAGCCCAAGCUAUGUUUUUUGGGUCAAUUUUCUGAUGUAAAACUGUUAAAAAAAAAUGAAAUUCUUGUUUUUGGCCCCAAAAACCUUAGAGACUCACUCACUCACUGUCUAAAGAUAUAGUUACUCUAGAUGUCAUUACCUUGGUCUGUAGCACCACUGUCAGGAGUCUUGGAGUUAUCUUUGAUCAGGAUUUGUCAUUUAAUUCCCACAUAAAGCAGACCUCUAGGACUGCCUUUGUUCAUUUACGUAAUAUUACAAAAAUUAGACACAUCCUGUCACAGACAGAUGCAGAAAAACUAAUACAUGCAUUUGUUACUUCAAGGCUGGAUUACUGCAACUCUUUAUUAUCAGGUUGCCCCAAUAAGUCCAUUAAAACGCUCCAAUUAAUUCAGAACGCUGCAGCACGAGUACUGACAGGAACUAGAAAAAGAGAUCACAUCUCUCCUGUACUAGCUUCUCUAC